Molecule: messenger RNA, 2775 nt
Organism: Diorhabda sublineata
Lineage: Eukaryota; Metazoa; Arthropoda; Insecta; Coleoptera; Chrysomelidae
Gene: Tmem43
Product: transmembrane protein 43 homolog
Exons: 8
Coding region: 182-1312 (376 amino acids)
Biological process (GO): nuclear membrane organization
Cellular component (GO): nuclear inner membrane
Source: RefSeq, a predicted model, not a curated record
AAAAAGAAGAAUUGGUGGUAUUAAGGUUUAAUUAAAAAAUCAAUAAAGGAUUUACAUUCCUUGUAAAUAUCCAUGAUUAAAUAAGUCAGUACACUACAACACAAACAAAUACCCCUGGAACUUAUAGUAACCUAUAAGCAUGCGUGAUGAAAAAAUGAUCUAAAUAAACAAAAAGUUUUAAAUGAAUACUUUAGCGGAAGAAUUCGAAAGACAUUGGGUUACUUCCUUGAUAGGAUUUUUUUUGUUAUGUUUUGGUGUUUGGAUGUUGACUUGGAAUGAGGGUAGAGCAGUUCAUCAUGCCCAUUCAUUGGACGAAACUUAUAACAAUGCAAUAAUUUUAAAUACGUAUGAAAAACCAUCUGAAGAACAUAAUGGCAAAGUUGUGCAUGCUAGUGGAAAUAUACAAAUUGAUGAACCCCUUACAGAAUUUGGAUAUGGCAUUGCAAUUCAGGCAGUAAAGCUAAAAAGAAGAGUACAGAUGUACCAAUGGGUGGAAGAAAGAACACCAAGAAAUGAUGAAGACAAUAAUAUUGACACUAUGGCCACAAUGACCCAUGAUUAUUAUUAUGUCACUGAAUGGAGAGAUAAAUUGAUAGACAGUAGCAAUUUUUAUAUAAGACAUGGUCAUGUGAAUCCAAAAGAAAUUCCUCUAAAAACUGUUACUUAUAUAUCACCUAUAGUAAAAUUGGGACAUUUAUUGGUGGGUAAUGAAAUCAAAGAUAAAUUUGAUGAUUUUGUUGAAGUUGCAAGUGAUGAACAUCCAGAUAGAAAAGAUGUGAAAUUACACAUGGGAAUUUAUUACCAUUGUGAUGAUGUUUGGAAUCCACAAGUUGGGGACAUUAGGGUACAAUUUUAUUAUGCGGGAGGCUCUGGGGAACCAGUGACAAUAAUAGCUAAACAUAAUAAUGGGGUAUUAGUUCCUUAUGAAACAUCGAAAGGUCAUCGAAUAGCCCUUUUGAGACUAGGAAACUUGAAUUUAAAUCAAAUGUUUUCAGAAGAGCAUUUUGAUGCUAGAUUGGAGACUUGGAAAUUAAGAGGAUUCGGAUUUUUCAUUUUGUAUGCUUCAACUGUCUGCAUGUCAAAGUUGAUAAAAAUAAUGGUUUUUCAAGUUCCUUUAUUCAACUUCUUCAGUGGAGAUUCAUUGUCAUUUGGAAACAUAGUUUUAGCAUUUUCACUUGCCCUUUGUGUUAUUGCUACAGCAUGGAUUAUGUACAGGCCUAUGCUAGGAGCUAGUUUAUUUUUUGCUGCAGUCAGUCCAUUUUUAUAUUAUACAAUGGGUGUGUACAACGAACAUAAUAUACGCAUAAAUUAGUUUAGAUAAUAAAUCAGAGAUUGUUCAUUAGAAACAGUUUUAUAAGUAACUACUUUUUGUAUACUUCGAUUCAACUAAAAAAGGACUAAUUAUUUUUGAGCAAAUUGGAGUAAGGUAAUUAUAGUAAAUUGUUUCUAACUUAAAAUGUGUUGACAUAUUUAUCAUGUAAUGAUUCUUGUGUAAGGUGUCAUGAUAGGCACCUAUGUUUAUGACAUGCGUCAUUUAAUAAUUUUAUAUAUAAAAAAAGUACUGUUAAAAGUGUUGUUUUUCUUGAGUUAAUCAAUCACAUUUUUAAUAAUAAGAUAUUUGAUAAGAAACUUAUGCUAAUAUAUCAAUACCUUUACAGAUUUCUGUUUGCUCCUAAUUACAUUUCUAUAAGAAUGACUGUUCAAACAAGAUUUUAUGCACUGAGAAACUUCUCAGUUCCAUAUAAUAAUGUUGCAAGUUUCAAAUAUUAUCAAUUAUUUUGUAUUCCAGGGGUUUGGAACAGAAGACUUCCAUUAAAAUUUGAAAUUCAUUUGAAAAAUUGAUGUAAAAGCCUGUGUGACAAAAUUUCAUAAAAAAUUAUUAUUCAUACGAAAAUUUUUGUAUAACAUUUCUUUCUGUUACACCAAUAAUUAUUUCUGUCUAGAAAAAGCAGCAAGAGUUAGAUGAAUCUCAAAAUAAAAAUAUGUGAGAAACAAUUUGAAUAACCUUAUGGAACUGCUAAGGAUAAGAAUAUUUUUAAUCUUUGUUAAAAACUAAGUAGUUUCAAAAUUUCACUUUGACUUUCCAUAAAUAGUUUUGAAGUAACUAAUAUUUUAUUUUCUUAUAUUUGUUACUUAUUAUUAUACUAAUAAUAAAUCUAGUUGAAGUCUGGUGUGUAUUUAUUUGAAAUAUUAUUUUAAUGUUACUAAAUUCUAUAAAUUAUUUUAUUUGUUUAUUUUCUACAAUUGACGUGAAUGUAUCAUAUGCAAUAUAAUUUUAAACUUUCUAUAGAAAUGACCCAAUUGUUGGUUUAUACAUAUUACUAGAUGAAACUGACAUAGGCUUCUAUAUGAAAGUGAGAAGUUUUAUAAGUAGAUAAGAAAAUUCUUUUCCAAUGUUUAACAUUAGAACUCCACUCACUAUUUCAAAUUUACUUUUCUAUUGGAAAAAAAAAUUGAUUUGAGUAAACAAUGUAUCUUCUAUGUUUUAGUUUUCCAUUUAAAUGUAACAAUAAGAUUUCCUUAUGAAAUUAGUAUAAAAAAUAUUUUUAAUUAUUCUCUGCCAGAUUAAAAGUUUGGUCCAUUUUUAGUUCAUAUUUGAGAGCAUCUUUCAACAGUUGAUACUACAUUGUUUUUCUUCCUCUUCCUAUGCAUGCUGAAUUCUUUUUUCAUAUUUUGCGAUUUAAAAAUAUGUCACUAGAUCAUUUUUGUAAAUUUCAGGCUGUGCUUUUUCUUUUCCAAUUUUUUUUAUAUUUCGUUUUCAAUAAAAUAUAAAAA